AUGAAGUCAUCGAAGACAGCAAAGGCAAACAUCAGGUCAUCGUCUCUAGACCGACUUGAAGACCCGAGUUCAAACGACAAUGGUGUAUGUGUAUCCGUGGUUUCAACAAAUCAACGUUCACAGCCAAUAAAACUAAAACCCAAGAGGAAAACUAAUCAAGAAAUACCUGAAAAUACUUUAUGUGAACCUAGGCAUAUUCCAGGCAGACAGCCUGCGGUCUACAAAAUAAAACAAUGUGAUAAAGAAAAGCAGAAAAGAUAUAAUACAACCAAUCCACAGCCUAUGCAAGAUGAUUCUUUAUUGCCAAAGAAGAUGACCCAUUCGUCUAAAAGCAAUUUUAGUUCAAAUGACAUUUCAGUACCAACGAAAGGGACAAAGAAAAAGGAAAAUAAUUCCACACGUCAGCAAUCGGUCGAAAAUGAGUCAACUUUUGAAUCAGAAUUACCAACGGAAGAGCCCUUCACACCUCUUAGCGACAGCAUUGUACCAGAAGACGUACUUCAGAAUUCUUCCCAUGAUAUCGAGAACUCUGCAGACGGAGCCUUACAAGACUCAAAAGAGGUACACAACUCUGAGCGUGUUAAUGCUAAUAAAACAAAAGCAAUACACAAACAUCUACAUUCCAUUCGAGGUAGAGAAACAGUGAGCAGCAAGUCAGACAGCCAUGAACGAUGUGCUAACUUUGCCAGGACACCACGAAGUAGUAGACCAACCACAGUCGAUAAAGAAGUUCCUCCCAGAGCGCGUAGAUGUUUGUCAUUCAACAGGGACAACAAACAAAAUGUUUCAUCUACAGUUCGAGUUAACAUUGGCCCGAGUCCUGAAAGCCCCAUCAAAAGGUCAGAAGAAAACAGCAGUUCUGUGGACAGCUUGAGAAACCUGAACCUGGAGUUACGUGAUCAGGUGUUAGAUUUACGACAGCUGAGGCAGCAAGAGCAUGAGAGGUUGACCCUGGCACUGGCCGAGCAGAAAGAGAAGCUUGACAGGGAGAAAGCCAAGGAGCUGGAACAUAUACGAGAUCAGCUGACAGCUAAGGCAGAGUUAGACCUUCAGAAAUUAACCAGACACAAAGAUGCUGAGAUUACGAAACUGAAAAUGGAAGUAUCCUGCAAAGAUGUCAUGCUCAACAUAGACGUUCGGAGAUCCAAACUCCUUGAUGAUCUUAAAGAACUGCGGCGUGAGAAGAAGGAACUUGAAGAUACUCUGAACUCAGCAGAAGUUGCCGGAAGAACGUUUUCCAAUGAUCUUCGCAGACAUUCACAGAAUUUUGAGUUGGAGAUGGCAAAAGUGAAGCGGGAAGCUCAAUUAGAGAUAAAGCAGUUGAUCUAUAAAACAACUCAAAUAAACUCCCUCCCAUUCCUGUUUUCACUCCUGGGGUUUCCCAUUUCCAC
Messenger RNA from Candidula unifasciata, 1391 nucleotides. NCBI's taxonomy places the organism in Eukaryota, Metazoa, Mollusca, Gastropoda, Stylommatophora, Geomitridae. The record is from the annotation of a GenBank genome assembly.